AUGGUAAAAGCGUACGUACAUGAUAAUAAUAAUAGUGUGGAUGCCAGAGAGGCUCACGAUACCGGUGUCCCUGUCACAUUGGAAAGACUUGAAAAAUUAGGUGUCAUCUACAAAUAUCUCGAGACUCAGCCUGAUGUAGAAUCACUAGCUAAGGAGAGGAACUACAAGAAUCAAGAUACUGUGAAUAUUCAACUAAGUACAUUUGGUAAUGAUGAAAAUUUAUUUCAGAAGAAACUUGCAAUUUUCUAUGAGGAACAUUUACAUGAUGAUGAAGAAAUAAGAUAUUGUUUGGAAGGUACAGGAUAUUUCGAUAUUCGUGAUAGUCAUAAUAAUGAAUGGAUAAGAUGCAAAGUGGAUCCUGGUGAUUUACUAAUUGUUCCUGCUGGGAUCUAUCACAGAUUUGCAUUAGAUAUAACUAAUUAUAUCAAAGCGUUAAGAUUGUUUAAGGAUGAGCCUAAAUGGGAAGCAAUCAAUAAGUCAUCAAGUGCAGACGAAUCUUCAACACGUAAAGCAUACCUUCAAUCAAUUGUGUGA
Maudiozyma saulgeensis is the source of this 534-nucleotide messenger RNA. Lineage: Eukaryota; Fungi; Ascomycota; Saccharomycetes; Saccharomycetales; Saccharomycetaceae. The record is from the annotation of a GenBank genome assembly.